Molecule: messenger RNA, 3197 nt
Organism: Tachyglossus aculeatus (Australian echidna)
Lineage: Eukaryota; Metazoa; Chordata; Mammalia; Monotremata; Tachyglossidae
Gene: GRIPAP1
Product: GRIP1 associated protein 1
Exons: 26
Coding region: 3-2546 (847 amino acids)
Biological process (GO): neurotransmitter receptor transport, endosome to postsynaptic membrane; regulation of modification of synaptic structure; regulation of recycling endosome localization within postsynapse
Cellular component (GO): extrinsic component of postsynaptic early endosome membrane; postsynaptic recycling endosome; glutamatergic synapse
Source: RefSeq, a predicted model, not a curated record
UCAUGGCGCAGGCCUUGUCCGACGAGGAGUUUCAGCGCAUGCAGGAACAGCUCCUGGAGCUCCGGACACAGAACUACCAUCUCUCUGAUGAACUGCGCAAGAACGGUGUCGAGCUUACAGGUCUCCGACAGAGGGUCUUGUUUCUGGAUAAGGAAUUCUCCAAAGCACAAAAGGCCCUGAGUAAAAGCAAGAAGGCUCAGGAGGUGGACGCGUUGCUGAGCGAGAAUGAGAUGCUUCAGGGAAAGCUGCACAGCCAGGAGGAUGACUUCAGGCUGCAGAACAGCACUCUCAUGCAGGAACUCAGCAAGCUGUGCUCUCAGAUCGAACAGCUGGAGCAGGAGAACCGGCAGCUCAAAGAAGCGCCAUCGGGGCCUCUUCCCCUCACGCCCGGGAGCCCUGUGGACGGGGAGCUGCUCCGGCUACAAGCGGAGAACACCGCCUUGCAGAAGAACGUCGCAGCCCUGCAGGAACGCUACGAGAAAGAGCUAGUGGCUCAGCAGCAGGGGGACGGUGGGACCGGUGGGCAGGGAGACCCCCCUGGAACUGUGCUGCCACCGGUCUCGCCUGCCUCCUUGGGCCCACCCUUGCUGGCGGAGGUGGAGCUGAAAUGGGAGAUGGAGAAGGAAGAGAAACGGCUGCUAAAGGAGCAGUUGCAGGGACUCGAGACCUCCAAGCAGGCGGAGACGUCACGUCUGCACGAAGAGCUGACCAAGGUUUCUGAGAAGCUGAAGAAGAAACAGGAGAGCUUCCUGAGGUUGCAGACAGAAAAGGAGGCACUGUACAAUGAUAGCAGGACCAAGAUCGAAGGACUGCAGCAGCAGAAGGACGAAGAGCUCAAGGCCCUGCAGCUGAGGAACCAGAAGCUGCAGCAGGAUCUGCAGGUGGCCAGCCAGAGCUUGGUGGAGCUAAGGGAGCAGCAGCAGAGCCAAAGGAAGGAGCAUGAAGUCGCCCUGCAGGCCCUGCAGGACCAGGUGGCUUGCCAGAGCGCUGAAAGCCAGGAGCAGGUGGAGAGCCUCCUGUCAGAGAAUGAUGCCCUGCGCACCAGCCUGGCAGCCCUAGAGCAGAUCCAGACGGCGAAGACCCAGGAGCUGAGUCUGCUGCGGGAGCAGAGCGCGGGGCUGGUGGCGGAGCUGCAGCAGCGACAGUCGGAGCGAGAGGCCCUGAUGGGGCAGCGGGAUGACCUGAACAGCCAGCUCCAGGAAUCCGUCCGAGCCAACAGUCGCUUGCUGGAGCAGCUGCAGGAACUGGGGCAGGAGAAGGAGCAACUGCUGCAGGAUUUAGAGGAAGCUCGCAAGAGCGCGGAGAAGCGGAAGGUGAUGCUGGACGAACUGGCCAUGGAGACGCUGCAGGAGAAGACACAGCACAAGGAGGAAGUGGGGGCCGUGCGGCUGCGGCACGAGAAAGACGUGCUGGCCAUCCGGGCCCGCUACGAGCGGGAGCUGCGAGAGCUGCACGAAGACAAGAAGCGUCAAGAGGAGGAGCUGCGGGGGCAGAUCCGGGAGGAGAAGGCCCGGAGCCGAGAGCUGGAGAGCCUGCAGCAGACGGUGGAGGAACUGAGAGCCCAGGUCCACUCCAUGGAUGGGGCCAAGGGCUGGUUCGAGCGGAGGCUGAAGGAAGCCGAGGAAUCGAUCGAACAGCAUCAGCGGGAGCACCAGGAGGCCCUGAAGCAGUGCCAGGAGCAGCACGCUGCUCAGCUCCAGGGCCAGCAGGAAGUGGCGGCAGGCCUACAGGACCAGCUGCGAGAGGCCGAGGCUGCUCGGGACGAGCACCUGGACACCAUCAACCGCCUGCGCCAGGAGGUAAAGGACACAGUGGACGGGCAGCGGAUUCUGGAGAAGAAGGGCAGCGCCGCGCUGAAGGAUCUGAAGCGCCAGCUGCACCUGGAGCGGAAGCGGGGAGACAAGCUGCAGGAGCGGCUGCAGGAGAUCCUUACCAACAGCAAGAGCCGCUCCGGCAUCGAGGACCUGGUGCUGGCGGAAAUCAACUCCCCCAGCCGGGCCCAGACUGGAGACAGCAGCAGCAUCUCCUCCUUCAGCUACCGAGAAAUCAUGAAAGAAAGUUCGACCCCCAGCACCGCCAAGACCACCACGGGCAGCCCCCAGGCGCAGCCCCCUCGGCCGGCCGAGCUGUCAGAUGACGAGAUUGCUGAGUUAUUCCAGCGCUUGGCGGAGACCCAGCAGGAGAAAUGGAUGCUGGAAGAGAAGGUGAAGCACCUGGAGGUGAGCAGCGCCUCAAUGGCGGAGGAUUUAUGUCGCAAAAGCGCCAUCAUCGAGACCUACGUCAUGGACAGUCGCAUCGAUGUCUCCGUGGCAGCUGGGCACACAGACCGCAGUGGACUGGGCAGCGUCCUCCGGGACCUGGUGAAGCCAGGGGAUGAGAACCUGCGGGAGAUGAACAAAAAGCUGCAGAACAUGCUGGAGGAGCAGCUCACCAAGAAUAUGCACUUGCACAAGGACAUGGAGGUUCUGUCCCAGGAGAUCGUCCGACUCAGCAAAGAGUGCGUGGGCUCCCCCAGUCCCGAGCCGGCCCCGGGGGACACCAGCUGAACCCCUCCCGUCAGGGGCCCCCCACACCCUGGAGCCCCUUUCCAAAUCGGCCGUGCCCCUUAGUCGGAGGGGAGCCCUUGGGGGAAGGAGAAACGGAGGGCUAGGUUGGGUGGGGGGUGAUUAAAGGGGUUCAGGACCUAAUCCAGUCCGUUGCUGCUGAUUCUCCGUACCCUCGCUUGUCCUCAAGCCCCACUCUCCCCACCCUGCCAACAUGUGGUCCCAUUUUUUUGGGGGGGCCUGCCCUUUUCCAAAGAGCUGGGGUUCUCUCCUCUCGGUCGACAAGGUACGAGGGGGCCAGAAAAGGGUCCUCUUGUGAGUGGAGUGGGGGCUGUGUGGUUACAGGGGUGACAACCCCAGGCUGUCUCCCCCGAGCCUGGAGAGGGGUGAGGAGGGCCCCUGGGGCACCUCUUCCAUCUUCCCUUCGGAGCCGGCUGCAGGCCUGGCCCCCUCCCUGCAUGGACACCCUCUCCCCCCCCAGUUCUCAAAGAUCAACUCUGUCUGUGUGGAGGCCAGGCGUGGCGGGGCCCCGGGAGGCCCGGGGAUCGGGAAUGGCACUGGGCCGCUCUGCACUUUGGCAGAAGUGGGGCUCUUAUUUAAUGUUCCCGUGACGUGUGUAAUGAUGCUACUGAAACAAUGUCUACCCGCAGCGCC